Hemiscyllium ocellatum (epaulette shark) is the source of this 3343-nucleotide messenger RNA. Its product is annotated as sodium channel subunit beta-1-like. The transcript has 7 exons. Gene Ontology annotation, biological process: sodium ion transport; regulation of heart rate by cardiac conduction; cardiac muscle cell action potential involved in contraction. Gene Ontology annotation, molecular function: sodium channel regulator activity. The record is from RefSeq and is a predicted model, not a curated record. NCBI's taxonomy places the organism in Eukaryota, Metazoa, Chordata, Chondrichthyes, Orectolobiformes, Hemiscylliidae. Bases 594 to 1268 code for a protein of 224 amino acids. Gene Ontology annotation, cellular component: voltage-gated sodium channel complex.
CCCCUCUCUCCCUCUCUCCCUCUUUCCGUCUCUCCUCUCUCUCCUCCCUAACACCAAGCCUCUGUCUCUCUCUCCCCCUCACUCUCCUCUUCGUCCCUCUCUCUCUCUCUCUCUCUCCAUCCUGUCUCCCUGACACCCAGCCUCCCUCUCUUUUUCCCUUCUCCUCUCUGUCUUUUCUCUCUCUCCUUCUCUCCUCCCUUGCUUCCCUCUCUCCCUGUCUUUCUCUUCCCUGACACCAAGCCUCUAUACCUCACUCUCUCUCCCUAACACCGAGUCUCUCUCUGUCUCCCCUUCCUCUCUAUCUCUGUCUCUUUCCUUCUCUCCCUCCUCCACCCCCAACCCCCAACGCUCUCUCACUGCAGUAGUCAUUUUGUCGAGCUGAGAGCUUUGGUAAACAGAAUCCGAUCUCUUUGACUGAGAGGGUGAGAGAGGAUUGUGUGGCCGCAGCUCUCAGCUAAAAAUACCGUCCCCAAGACAAGUCAGCAGAUGAGACCUUGGAUUGUGGCUGGAUUGCCUGAGGGGGGUUAGAAGGACCUGGUCACAGGAACCUGAUGGAUUUGGGGUGACUUGCUGGAUCAAAGAGUGUGUCGGAAAUGAUGGAGCUGAUGAAGAGAGGCCUCCUGUAUGCGGCAAUCUGCCUGGUCUGGGCUGACUGCUCCAAUCCUGGGUGUGUGGAAGUGGAUUCAGAUACUGAAGCUGUCAAAGAUCAGACAAUGAAACUGCGCUGUAUCUCGUGUAAGAAGCGUGGGGAGACUGAGGCCAUGACAGUUGCUGAGUGGGUCUUCCGCCCACAACAAAACAACACCUUUUACAAGAUCUACGAGUAUGCCUACCCAGAUGUGUCGACCUCCUAUGGUGACUUUGAGAAUCGGAUCGAGUGGUCAGGGAGCAAGGAAACCUCGGAUAUCCAGGAAGCUACAAUCAUGCUGCACAAUGUCAGCUUCUCAGAUGCUGGUACUUACCGGUGUUUCUUCAACAGAACCUUUACCUACAGGAAUGGCGAGUUCAUAUUCUUCACCCAAACAAACAAGACGAUCAAACUGGAUGUGGUGGCUAAAGAAAACCGGAAACUAGCGUCCAUCAUCGGAGAGAUCAUGAUGUACUUUCUGAAUGUUGUGCUGACCCUGUGGCUGUUUGCAGAGAUGCUUUAUUGUUACAAGAAAAUCGCAGCCGCUGGAGAAGAAGCUAUUCAGGAAAAUGCAUCGGACUACUUGGCAAUUACAUCAGAAAGCAAAGAGAAUUGUACAGGGGUACAAGUGGAGGAAUAACAUCACCCAAUCAGCAUUACAUCUACAGAGUCUUUUUAAACAUAGAUGUUGGGAAAAGUGAGAAAGGAUUGAUAAAUGGAAUGGCCAUGUGAGUGAACAGCUUCUAGCUUCAUGAAGGAGCUAAACUUCAUCAUCUUGACUCUUUUAUGAAACUCAAGUUUCACUUCCAAGAUAAUGUUUAAGACACUAAAACAAGCAUGUUCAAACACAAUCAAUACUGCACUUGACAAGGUCUUCCGCAUUUGCCAACCUGACGAAGCUGUGGCCUUGGAACUGCACUACAGUGCUUACAGGAUAGCAAUCUAGCUGCAACCUUGCAAUGCAAAUUUAAUCUUUUUUUAACAAAUUGAUUAUGCCACAAAAAUGCUUGCAAAAUCUUGACCAACAGAGCAGAUUUUCUUUUGAUGUUGCCAGUUAUUUCACUGCAAGGUUUGAAGGUUGUGCAUUGUCUUGUAUCGAAUGCAUUUUUUGUUUGUUGUGCCGUUGACCCAAAGGACUGCACAUCAUUCAUUCAUCGCUUCUUUUCAUUCCUUACUGUGCACACCACCGGUGUAUUGUCUGGAAUGAAAACUGCAUCACAAAGUCUGAAACACAAUGUAAACCAGUGUACAUCUGAAAUAAAACUAAAGUCCUGGGAACAUAUAAAUCGGUGAGCAUUGCUAAGCAGAUAUUUCAGAAACUUUUCACUUCAAAAUUUGAUAUUUUGACUCACUUCUGAAACUUAAACUUUCCAGAAUUUAUAUUUUAAUAUUUUCAUUGUUGUACACUUCUUGUAAUUUGUUCUAAUUUGAAUGUUUUCCAUCCCUCUAAUCAGGAAUCUUUUUGAUGCUUGUAAUCCUGUGAUGAAACAACUUCAGUUUUUUGCAUGUUGCAUCAGGUCCUUAACGAGAAAGUAGUUUUGCACAAUCUGGUGGCACAGUGGUCAUGUGUUUGUUUCUAAGCGAUCAGAUCCAUCUGUGAGUCCCACAUGCCUCGAAUGUGUGUUAUAGCUUGUUCAAACAGGCUGAUUAAAAUAACUACACUCUACUGUUUCCCGAAGGAGUAGGGCUGCAACAAGGAAGGGCAGAGCAAUGAAUCAAAUUGGAGCUCCAUCAGUCAGGAAGGCAGUCAGCUCUGUCCCAAAGGGAAGGAAUUGUCCAAAACAGCAUCAUAAUUUAUUCCUGCAAUAACCGGUAAAUAUUUUAAUCGUCCAGUUCAAAUGUCGUGACAUGUGAGAUUUGAACUGGAUCUUCUGGCCCAGAGGUAAGGAUACUACCAUUGCACCUCAAGAUCCCUCACUGCAUUAACUGUUGUGCUGUCAAUAUCCUGUUAAUUGUUCACCUUUGACUUAUAUCGCUGAUAUCCCUUAUUCAGGCUUCAUGAGUAAAGCUUCAGCAUCCAACACACAUUGUAUGCCUCUUAUUGCAGCCCAUCUAUUUUAUACACGUCGACCUCCUGCUGCAAGUGCUAACUCACAGUCCUGUUCAUCUGCUCACUGACACAAGUCCAUUUCCCCAGUCCAUUUACAUUGUACUUCUCAUUCAAGUGAAAUCCUGGAAACUUUUCUGUCAGCUCAUUGCAUUCCUAUAUUUAUACUGCAUGCCUUUUGUCACAAGUAGAUCUGAUCUCCUAUCUUCAUGCAUGAUCGGUGGGUCAGUAACAGGACUGGUACCUCACCUUAAAGCAUGGAUGUGAAAUCCUCACCGUUUCUUCACAUUUUCCAGUGGAGUCAACCAGACAUGAAAGUUCAACUCUCCCUGCAUAGAAAGCAAUGGGUCAGUCCACAAAACAUCAUCAAACUAUAGAUUUUAACUGAGUUUGGCAUCGGAACUGCUACUUCAAAAUCAAUUUACAACUUUGAGGCUUGUCAUGUACAAACAUCUGAAUUGUGGGCAUAUCCUGUACCUCAGCAUGUCUAUGAACUGUGUAGCUCCCCUGAAAUGUAAAAAGACAUGUGGUGUAAUCUGCACAGGCAGCAUGGUUUUGUAUGAUUGUAAGAAAACUGUUUCAUUAGAAAACCCUGGGCCAAACAGCUGGCUUCAGAACAAAUACAUUUAAUUUUCAUAACAAAAAAUAAAUGGUGUACUGUGCUCCUG